This is a messenger RNA of Amyelois transitella, 1646 nucleotides long. Its product is annotated as lipase 1-like. Gene Ontology annotation, molecular function: hydrolase activity, acting on ester bonds. Gene Ontology annotation, biological process: lipid metabolic process. The record is from RefSeq and is a predicted model, not a curated record. The coding region runs from base 1 to 1245 and encodes 414 amino acids. The transcript has a single exon. Lineage: Eukaryota; Metazoa; Arthropoda; Insecta; Lepidoptera; Pyralidae.
AUGCCUCAGAAAGGCAAAGCCGUAAACGUAACAAUAUUGUCGAUGUUAAUUCUAAUAUACGCGAUCUCCAAGAUUAACUUACCGAUAAACACGGAAGUGAAGCAGUACCUCGGCUACCCGACGGACUCACUGUUAAAUUUCACAGAAUUGACGUCAAAGUAUGGUUACCAGACGCAGGAGCAUUCUGUGAUGACAGAAGAUGGAUAUAUACUCAAAUUGUUCAGAAUAGUGAAGGAUAGAAAGUGUUUAAUUAAGACUCCGCCAGUCGUGCUCAUGCAUGGGUUGCUGCUAAGUUCUGAUGCCUGGAUUGACGCCGGCCCUGAAGCAGGACUAGCAUAUCUCAUCGCUAACAAAUGCCAUGACCUUUGGGUCGCCAAUUGCCGCGGUAAUUAUUACUCCAGAGCCCACAAAACCUUAAAUCCUAACACUGACGCUGAAUUCUGGAAUUUCACGACCAAUGAAAUAGGAUCGUACGAUGUUCCAGCGAUUAUUGAUUACGUUUUGGAUGAAACUGGUGAGGAAAAGUUGAAUUACAUCGGUUAUUCGCAAGGAGCUGGUACGUUUUUCAUAAUGUGUUCGGAAAAACCUGGUUAUUGUGAUAAAGUGAAUGUCUUGAUAGCUCUAGCUCCAGCUUCCAGACAGAUUAAUACAAAUUCUGUUGUUUAUAGAACUUUUACCAAGAGCAUGAUGAAAUUAGAGAGAGCUCUUGCGCGAUUUGGCGUUCAAGAAGUAUUCUCCAAGGGUGCUCUCAGUCAGGAGUUCCUCGCGUUCUUUUGCCAAUUGAAUUCGAUAACUGAGAAACUUUGCUGGGCAGGCCAGAGUCUUCUUGACAAUUUCCAUCCGGAAUCAGUGAAAAAUACGACAACUAGAGCCCUAUUUGGACAUUUUCCCGCCGGAACUUCUGUUCAUUCGCUGGCGUGGUACGGACAAAGUAUGGACAGUUGUGAUUUCCAGAAAUUUGACUAUGGUGCUGGUAAUUUAGAACGAUACGGUACUGUUCUUCCUCCGAAGUAUAAUUUAAGUGCUGUGACUGUUCCCGUGGUCGCAAUUUACGGUCAGAACGAUGGUAUGGUUGACACUAAAGAUGUUGAGUGGUUAAUUGAUCAACUGCCUAAUGUGAUCGAAGCUUGGAAAGUUACAGAUCCCAAGUGGAACCAUUUUGACGUGACAUAUAGUCAAUAUACAGGGGAAUUGAUAUUUCCUAAGAUUAGCUCAUAUUUGAGGUAUAAUUUUAGUAGAAAUUAAUUUAAUGUUCAGUGCGUCUUUAGCUGUUAUGCUUCAGAGCCCGUGGUCUGCUUUUGUAGGCUGCAUUUAAGUGGGGCAUGAUUCGGUAAAGUUUUCAAGGGCAAGUUACAAACAGCUGCGUUACCUUUAUCUUUUUGGAUUUAUCUUUCUACUGUAUACCACCAUCUUUAACAUUUCUAAUCACCAGUGCUUCACCUGUGUUGUCAUGAUCUCAAUGAUGAAUGAGUCAAUAUCAUGUACCCAUUUUACAUUCAGUUAAUUCCAGCUUCUUUCAUCUUUCAUUGACUCGGACAAAAAGAAUCGCAGCAUUUUUAACGUAUGUACAUGUUUUAGUAUUAAUUAGUAUUAAUUGAACCAUUUGUGACAUAUUAACAUAAGAAAUUACAAAGUCUUCAUUUUUA